CCGUCGCUGUCUCGUGCGACUGCGCGGUGUGUUUCCUCGGCGUUACUCCUUCCCCGAGCGUGUGUCCCUCUUCCCUGCCGAAUAAAUGCGCUCUCUACGCGCACGUAGAGCGAGGUGAACGCUACUCCGCGCAGCGCCUUGCCGGGACGAGAGUGUCGUCGUGGCCGGAGCACAGGAUUCCAUGAUCAUCGAGGUUCGCUGCUCCAAAUCGGCGAUCUGAGCGUCCGCUAUGCCGCGAAGGAGGCAGCAGAGGCAUCGUCCCAUAGGCGAGGACACCCGCAUCGCGGUGAACCUGACGGUGAAGAAGCUGCUGGACGCCCCGGACCAGAAGGAGCUGGAGUUCCCGUCGUCGUACACGGCGGAGGAGCGGGCGUACAUCCACGAGCUCGCCAGGGAGCUCGGCCUGAAGUCCAAAAGCCGGGGGAAGGGCAUGAAUCGAUUUCUGACGGUGUACAAGAGGGAGGGUUCGACGAUAGUCCAAGCCGACGCCGUGAUAAAGCUGCAGAAACCCUCGAAGCAGGCUAUAUACAAUCUGAUGCAGACCUUCCCGUUGAACCACAAGGAAUGCCAAGACCUGCUGCCUCCGAUCGAGAGGGAGCGGCCGCUCAAUAACGAUGUAAAUACAAACACCAAGGCGAUGGGCAGACUGAACAACAGCAUACCACAGGUACCUCAGCUGAAGACCAAUUUCGAGGUGCUGAACUUUCGCAAGUCUCUGCCGAUCUUCAGCGCGAGGGAGGAGAUUCUCGGCGCGCUGAGCAGCCAUCAGGUGGUGAUAAUCGCGGGCGAGACGGGAUGCGGCAAGACCACGCAGGUGCCGCAGUACAUUUUGGAACACUGUCAGCAGAAGCAUCAGGCCUGCAGGAUUAUCUGCACCCAGCCUAGGCGCCUGUCGGCGGUGUCGGUGGCCGAGAGGGUGGCGUUCGAGAGGGACGAGAAGAUCGGCCAGACCUUCGGCUAUCAGAUAAGACUGGAGAGCAGAGUGGCUCCCAAAACUCUCCUGACGUACUGCACGAACGGGGUGUUGCUUAGGACUUUGAUGGGCGGCGACUCCGCCUUGACCACGCUCACGCAUAUCAUCGUCGACGAGGUUCACGAACGGGACAGAUUCUGCGACUUCCUGCUGAUAGCCUUGAAGGACGCUCUGGUGAAAUAUCGUUCCUUGAAACUGAUACUGAUGAGCGCCACGAUGGACACCACGAUCUUCACCAAGUAUUUCAACAAGUGCGUCGUCAUCAACGUACCCGGCCGGUCGUUCGACGUCGACGUGUACUUUCUGGAGGACGUCUUGAAGAUGACCGGUUACAUGACGAAGGAGAUGCUCGUGAAGAAGAAGGAAUUCUUGAAGUGGAAAGACAAGCAGAAGACCCUGGAGUCCUGGAAGCAGUACAAGCCCCAGCACACGAGCAGAAGCACCAAGAGCGAGAAGAGCCUGCUGCCCGCUCCGAUUCUGGCCCAGCAGAGCGAUCCUAUACCGGAGAAGGUCAAGCUGGAGCCCUGGCUGAUAGAAGAGAUGGACAAGAGUAUUUUCGACGCGUGGGUAAACGGCAGAGAGGACAAUUUCGCGCAGCUUUUACAUUUUAUACUGUCCGAAAACGUUUCUGUAGAUUACCAGCAUUCGGAGACCUUUAUAACGCCGCUGAUGGCCGCCGCGGCCAGAGGCUGCAUAAACACGACCGAGCAACUCCUGAAUCUGGGCGCGAAUCUCAACUUGAGAUCCGCCAACGAUUGGACGGCGCUGGAUUGGGCCAAGAACAGGAGCCACACCGAGUCUGCCGAACUAAUCGAGGCGUACAUGAAGACUUACGACUGCGCGGUGCCGAGUAACGAACUUGCGCACGUCGGCGAGACGUCGCUCUCCGAAGAGGACAAGCUGCUGCUCGACAUAUACCAUCAUACGUUUAACGACGACAAUAUCGAUUACGAUCUGCUGUUGGAGCUGAUCUUUUACGUCCACGUUAAACUCCCCGCCGGCUCCAUUUUAAUCUUUCUCCCAGGGUACGACGACAUAGUCACGAUGAAGGAGAGGAUAAACGCGGACGACAAGAAGAUGAACCAGGGCUUGCGUUACAACCUGUACGUUCUUCACUCGAACAUGCAGACUUGCGAUCAGAAGAAGGUGUUCAAGCCCAGUCCUCAGGGCACGCGGAAGAUAAUCCUUUCUACGAAUAUAGCGGAGACUAGCAUCACGAUCGACGACGUGGUGUACGUUAUUGAUUCGGGGAAGGUCAAGGAGAAGUCUUUCGACACUUUGUCAAACGUGUGCACGCUGACGUCCAACUGGAUAUCGCAGGCCUGCGCGAAGCAACGGCGAGGUAGAGCGGGUAGAUGUAGAAGAGGGGUCUGCUACCGUCUGUUCUCUUCAGUUCGAUACGAUAACAUGCAGCCUUACCAGACGCCCGAAAUCCUGCGACUACCGCUGCAGGAGCUCUGCCUGUAUACGAAACAUUUAACGUCGGGAAACACACCAAUAGCCGAAUUUCUGGACAAAGCCCUGGAGCCGCCGUCCAACAUGGUGACCAGGAACGCGGUGCAAUUAUUGAAGACAAUCGACGCGCUGGACCCGUGGGAGGACCUGACCGAAUUGGGGAGUCAUUUGCUAGAUCUGCCAAUCGAACCGAGACUCGGGAAGAUGUUGCUCUACGCCGUCGUCCUCAAGUGUCUGGAUCCAAUUUUAACGAUAGUUUGUAGUUUAGCGUACAAAGAUCCCUUUAUAUUGCCGUCGCAACCGUCGCAAAAGAGAGCCUUGACCGCGGCGCGAAAAAAGUUCGCCACCGGGACGUUUUCGGAUCAUAUGGUGGUCCUGAGGGCGUUUCAAGGCUGGCAGAACGCCAGAGCGAGCGGCAAGGAGCGCGCCUUCUGCGAGAAGAAUUUCAUCUCCGCCCCCGUGAUGGAGAUGGUAGUUGGGAUGCGCACGCAGCUCCUCGGCCAGUUGCGCGCGUCCGGCUUCGUCAGGGCCAGAAGUCCCGGGGACAUUCGGGACUUGAAUUCCAAUUCGGAGAAUUGGGCGGUCGUGAAGGCGGCCCUGACCGCGGGCUUGUAUCCAAACUUGAUUCGGGUUGACCGAGAGCAUAUGCAGCUGCGAACACAGAAAGAGGUCAAGGUGUUCUUCCACCCCUCGUCGACUUUGAGAGAUUAUCCAAAGUCCUCGAGGAUGACGUCUGCGCAAACGCAUGCGACCAACGUGCAAACCUUGCCGUGCGAUUGGUUGCUUUAUGAGGAGAUGACCCGUACAGGACGUUUCUGCCACGUGAAAGUCGUCACGGUCGUUAAUCCGUUAACUGUAGCGUUAUUCAGCGGACCAGCUAGAUUACCGAUGGACGUCAUCUACGAAGCCGAGGCUGUGCCGGAGAGCGAGUCGGAUUCCGAGGUUGACGAAUCCCACGAAGGAACCAUUUUUAAACUCGAUGAUUGGGUAGUGUUCAAGCUCGAUCCCGAAACGGCCCAACUCUUCUUACAUUUGCGGCAGAAGUGGAACGCCUUGUUCCUCAGGCGCAUGAAGGCACCGAACAAGGCAAUGUCAGCCUUGGACGAGAAGGUCGUUAACGCUUUGGUGACUGUAAUCACGAAUGAGGAGCAGGCGUGUGGCCUCCAGCAGCCCACUGGUAUCGGCCAACGUCCGCGUCCGUUAAUCGUCGAUUAUUAUCCCGCAAACGUUAGAAGAGACGAUUACCCGGAGAGAUAUUUCUAAAGCAAGAGGAGGAAAUGUAGUCUAUUGUCGUGUACAAUCUGCGGUCUGUGUUUCUCUGGUCACUAAUUUCAACGACCGAUCACUGUAUCCAUAAUGCUGUAGCUAAAUGACCUUUGUUGAUAACGGAUAUUUGUAACGAGAUACUAGUAUAGUAUUUAUGGAUAUUUAUUGAAUGUAUGAAUGUUGCAUAUAUAUAAAUAUUAUAUACAUUCUAAUUUGCAGUAUUGACAAAGACUGUUAUAAUAAGUUUUUGAAUAAUACUCAUAUAACAUUUGUGAUCCUCUUUGCAGAGCCUGCGUUAAACUAGCAACGUUCGAUUAAGUUUUACCAUGAUAUUUUAACUUCUACGAUAGGGUAUUCUUUUACUUUUCAGUACUAAAGCACUGAAGAAUACUGACGAAAGCUGAUAUCAAUCGUCAUCAAGGUCGAUAUAUAUAUCUUUCCGCGAUAGGUCCGUUCCAUCAGAGUAAAAUUAUUGUAAAUCUAUCGGACGUCAAAUUAUCGUUUGACGGUCAUAUGUCAUUAACAUGGAAAAUGGGUUUUAAUCUGAUCCUUUUAAUCCGGAAGUAUGUAAAUAGGCCUUAAACCUGCGUAUCUUAUAAAAAUAUGUGAUAUAUUGCAUAGGCACUAAACUCUAACUUAACUACCUUUUGUACUAUGUAUAGUGGUAUUAAGUACUCUCUUGAUAUGUAGCUAGUGUAAAUCGAGUAGCCGGCUGCAUAGAGAGCGAGCGAGGGAGGAAUAAUUCGUCAUUGUCAUGCGCCACUUGGCAAAGUUUUUCUUGCAGUAUUCUACAUAGAGGUUACGAUUAUUGUUUAAUACAUAUUGUUUCAGGAACAGACUGAGAAUUUUGUACAUCUUUGACAUGUGUACACGUCAAUUUGUGUACACUUACUAUUGGCAGCUAUUGGACACUUGCUUUACAUUUAGUCGACACCGAUUAAAGUAUGAACCUUUUAAUAUACGUAUAUUGAUAAAGAGUCACGCGUGAUUCACAAAAUCUCGGUAGCGUUUUAUUUUGUUUUCAUUUCGUAAUUGUAUAGCGUUAUAAUUCCUAGCGAUUACACGGCUAAUCCAGACCUUCACCAACGUCGUUUGAUCUUAGCUUGCGGCCCGGUUUCACCAAUAUCGCUUAAUUUUAAGUUUAGUUUAAUUCGUUCGUUGUCCCUUUCCAACUUUAGGCCCGAUUUCAACAACGUUGUUUAACUUUAAGCUUGGCUUCAUUCGUUCUUUGUCUCUUUCCAACUGUUGAACUAGAAAAAGACAAACAAGAAUUGAACCAAGAUUGAAGUUAAGGCGUUUGGUGCAACCGGGCCUAAAUCAUCUUUUGCCUCUUUGCACGGGGACAGUUGGACGACGCUGGUGUAAACAAGUAAACGCAAAUAACGAAGCUGUAGACGGGGCACCACAGGGCGAGCUUUAAGCCAAUUGUAAUACUGGUCGAUGUGAUAACGAAACUUGCGUAUAAUAAAAGCUAGCGGAGAAAAGA
Molecule: messenger RNA, 5180 nt
Organism: Vollenhovia emeryi
Lineage: Eukaryota; Metazoa; Arthropoda; Insecta; Hymenoptera; Formicidae
Product: probable ATP-dependent RNA helicase YTHDC2
Exons: 8
Coding region: 230-3691 (1153 amino acids)
Cellular component (GO): intracellular anatomical structure
Molecular function (GO): ATP binding; protein binding; RNA binding
Source: RefSeq, a predicted model, not a curated record